This is a messenger RNA of Sorex fumeus (smoky shrew), 958 nucleotides long. RefSeq names its product membrane cofactor protein-like. NCBI's taxonomy places the organism in Eukaryota, Metazoa, Chordata, Mammalia, Eulipotyphla, Soricidae. The coding region runs from base 32 to 814 and encodes 260 amino acids. Gene Ontology annotation, biological process: negative regulation of complement activation, classical pathway. The record is from RefSeq and is a predicted model, not a curated record. The transcript has a single exon.
GGCCGCGCGGACGCGGCUCUGCGAACCCCGAAUGCCGGCGCGUGCCCGGAGCCCCGCGUGGCGUCGGCCGUGGGUCGGGGCCUUGGAGAUCGCCCUGGUCCUCGCGCUGCCAGGCCUGUGCGGUGCCUGCGAUGCACCACCAAGAUACCAGUCUAUGAAGAUCAAGGGGGACAGUAAAUCUUCGUAUAGUCCUGGGGAGAGAGUAGAUUAUGAGUGCCGCCCAGGGUACAAGCGCGACUUUACGCUUCCUGCCCAUACUGUUUGUAAUGACGAUGGCACAUGGGCAGCCCUCCAGGAGGCUUGUACCAAAAAGGCAUGUCCACAUCCACCAGUGCCCAGUAAUGGGGAAAUAUCCAGCCCACAAGGGGAUCUGCUGUUUGGCUCAGAGGUUCACUAUACAUGCUUUGUCGGUUUCCGCUUAAUUGGGUCAAAAGUUAUUUACUGUGAAGUAUUUGACAACACUAUGAAAUGGAGUGAUCAGCCUCCACUAUGUGAAAGUUCCAAACCUACACCUGCUACUACAACUCCGACUUCAGGAGAGCCUGGUCCCAAGCCUGCUGUUACUACCCUGACACCAGCUUCAAGAGAUCCUGGUGAUGUCAGACCCAGUGAUCAACCACCCGAAACGUCCGGGCAUUUAGGUCCUGGGGUCAUUGCAGUGAUUGUUUUAAGUACAGUCGUUGGUGUUAUGCUGGCCAGCCUUGGUGUGUACAAGUAUCUUCAGAGCAGGAAGAAGAGAGAAACAAAGAACUCAGAAGCUUCCUUUUCUACCUACCGGAGCAAAUCCAGCAGUCCAACAGAAGAGUCAAACUAAAUGGCCCCAGAGCCAGAGUAUCUGGUCAUCUUCCAUUGCUCUUCAAUCCAGUUAUACUACCCUUGGCCAGUCAGUGCUACCACUUUCAAGAAACAUUUGGAAAGUGCCUCAAAAAUUAAAGAGUGGAAGCACCAGGUGCUCUGG